Messenger RNA from Panicum virgatum (switchgrass), 1338 nucleotides. RefSeq lists its product as uncharacterized. The transcript has 2 exons. The record is from RefSeq and is a predicted model, not a curated record. Lineage: Eukaryota; Viridiplantae; Streptophyta; Magnoliopsida; Poales; Poaceae. Bases 179 to 982 code for a protein of 267 amino acids.
UCUGCUACUGCCGCAAGCUGUGCGAGCCACCUUGCGUCCAUGCGCGCGCGCCGGGGCCGAGAAACAGCACCAGGUCCCCGUCCACGGGGACGGUGCGCUUCCUCCGCCGCGCAGAAAGGAGGAGGACGCCGACGCACCUCGCCCCCAUCCGGAUCCAGAUCUAUCCUUUCAUUUCACCAUGCCAUCGAAAGCUUCCAUGCUCUUGCUGGUCGCCCGUGCCGCCCGCUCAGUUGCGGCGGCCACAGGUCGCUUUGCCCGUGUGGCUGAGCAGGCCGCCCUGCCUCCCAAGGCGAGGGCGACGGCGGCGGCAUCUCCUGCUCCAGAUCGUGUUGGCGCCGCAGAUCUUCUCCUGCAUCGUUCAGCCGCCGGCUCACCUCCCCCCGCCGCGGCUGCAACUCCCCCCGCCGCGUCUGCAGUUCCCCGGGCCAUCAACGGCGGGAUCGGCCCCGGAAUCCGGUUAAAUGAGGUACUCAUGCCCAAAGCAAAAUUCGUGGCACAAGAGAAGGACCUUGAAUCGGAUGAAGCCAUGUGGGCCCUGUAUGAGCGCUGGUGCAAGUUUUUUAACCAGAAGCGUGACCGGGAUGAGAUGGUUCGCCGGUUCAACAAAUUCAAGGACACUGCGCGGCUUGUCCACCGUACCAACAAUGAUAAUCUGCGCUUCAAAUUGGCAAUAAACAAAUUUGCUGAUGGAAAGCUCAGGGAGAAGUGUGCUAAUCCUGAUGGCCAUGUUGUUAUGAUUGCGAAGAAGGUUGGCGAGUCACCGACAACGGUUCUUCUCAGACCUGGAGACAGAUUUUUGAGAAAAGUCUAUGCAGAUUACAAAGUGGUCAAUGGAAAAGUGUUUGUGUUCUAUCCUCCUAAGGGCAGCAAAAGAGGAUGUUAUGAGGAACUCUCUGUCGAGUAUGAAGUUUUUGAUGGCAGAUUGUUUGUGGAUCUACCUGAGGGGCAUGAGCUGGUAAUCCCAAGUGCCGACCUCCUCUGAAUCUGGUGUCCUCCAUGCAGCGCCACCAACCCUAUUUAGGGAAAGUUGUCCUGCUGCUAAAAUAAAAAGGACUCGCCUAUGCCUAUGUAUCCUUCGCUUGUGCAGUUGUGUUAGUUCCUUCUGCUGAAGAAUGCUCAAGUUGUAGUUGUGGGGGUGCUUUUUCAAGGCAUGCAUAUGUGCAACAAAUUGCACUUCUAUGUAAGUCAUUGCAUAUGUAAACCAUGCUUCUGUAAGGUAUUUCUAAGUUUACCUAAGGGCCUAUAAUGGUUCCAGAUUCUUCCAGGUGCUCUAACUGGUUAAAGCUUCUGCAAGGACACUAGUGUUGGAAAUUCAGUGUGUUUCAGCCCGUUCCGUCA